Messenger RNA from Poecilia latipinna (sailfin molly), 4033 nucleotides. It is a transcript of the gene grm3, whose product is annotated as glutamate receptor, metabotropic 3. Gene Ontology annotation, molecular function: G protein-coupled receptor activity. The transcript has 15 exons. Gene Ontology annotation, cellular component: membrane. The record is from RefSeq and is a predicted model, not a curated record. Gene Ontology annotation, biological process: G protein-coupled receptor signaling pathway. Lineage: Eukaryota; Metazoa; Chordata; Actinopteri; Cyprinodontiformes; Poeciliidae. Bases 648 to 3299 code for a protein of 883 amino acids.
CCUCGUGUACGCGCGUCUUCUUACACGUGCGCUUGCACAUACACGCGCACGUCCACGGAGCUGGCGCGCUGAGCAGUGGCGCCCAUCCUCUCCCUCAGUGCGACUCCUCCGAGGGAUCAGGAGUAGACUAAGUCAAACUUCCAGAGGCUUAAGAUUUGUGCGCAACCCUCGAAAAGGAUUGAAGUCCUCAAGGGCUGUGGUGUGGUGGGCGUUUAUCUGCACUGUGUGGUCAAACAUAGUGUAGCAGUCAGAGAGUUGGAGCCAUGGCUGGAAACCAGAUGAAAACAUGGGGUCACACACCAGCUUAGCCAAAAGGACUCAAACACACUAAGAAAACAGGGGUCUGAGGUGAUGCCAUGUGCCAGCUGCGAUCUUCUUCUAAUCUUCUCAAAUCUGGAGACCUGAUGGCCAGAUGGUUUGCCCCUUCAUGUGUGGUCCAGUUCAACACUUCCUGACCAUUCCAUGGGCCACAAGACGACGCCAACAUCCACGGCCACAGCUUGACUCAAACCCUCUGCGUUUUCUGCUCCUCCUUUUUUGCCCCUCACCCCCAGCAUCAAUCUCUGCCCUCUUGCUCUCCCCCGCUUCGACCUCUGCUUCUGCUCUCACCUCGCAUUUUGACAAUCCAAGUCCUCCCUGAGCCCAACAUGGUGUCCCACCUUCCCUCUUUAGUUUUUGUCAUGAUGUGUCAAGGCGCCCUGCUGGCAGAACCACCUCUGUCCCGCCGUGAGAUCCGCAUCGAGGGCGACCUGGUGCUCGGCGGCCUGUUUCCAGUGCACGAGAAAGGGGCUGGGAUGGAAGAGUGUGGGCGCGUGAAUGAAGACAGAGGGAUCCAGAGGCUGGAGGCCAUGCUGUUCGCCAUAGACAGAAUCAACAUGGACAGCACCGUGCUGCCGGGCGUCUCCCUUGGGGUGCACAUUCUUGACACCUGCUCAAGAGAUACGUAUGCGUUAGAGCAGGCUCUGGAGUUUGUGAGAGCCUCCCUGACCAAGGUGGACGACACAGAGUUCAUCUGUCCUGAUGGGUCUUACGCGCUGCAGGACGACAACCCUCUUGCCAUCGCAGGAGUCAUUGGAGGAUCCUAUAGCAGUGUUUCCAUACAGGUUGCCAAUCUUCUCAGGCUCUUUCAGAUCCCUCAGAUAAGCUAUGCUUCAACGAGUGCCAAGCUCAGCGACAAGACCCGCUAUGAUUACUUUGCCCGCACUGUGCCACCUGACUUCUACCAGGCCAAAGCCAUGGCAGAGAUCCUCCGCUUCUUUAACUGGACAUACGUGUCCACUGUGGCGUCAGAGGGAGAUUACGGUGAAACUGGUAUAGAGGCCUUCGAACAGGAAGCACGAAUGAGGAACAUCUGCAUUGCCACUUCAGAGAAGGUGGGACGUUCGAAUGCUAAGAAGUCUUACGAGGCCGUAAUCCGUCAACUCUUCCAGAAGCCAAACGCCCACGUGGCCGUCCUUUUCCUGCGCAGUGAUGAUGCCAGAGAGCUGAUUGCAGCUGCCGCCAGGCUUAACACCUCUUUCAUUUGGGUGGCUAGUGAUGGCUGGGGCGCACAGGAGAGCAUUGUCAAGGGAAAUGAAAUAACUGCUGAAGGGGCUAUCACACUUGAACUGGCGGCAAACCCUAUACCAGAUUUCAACCGCUAUUUCCUGAGUCUGGACCCUGUCAAAAACCACCGGAAUCCCUGGUUCAGGGACUUCUGGGAGCAGCGGUUCCAGUGCUCCUUGGGAGCUGGAGGCUUAGGCCUCGGGGGAACACCUCUUCCGCUGUGCGACAAAAACUUAUCGGUGGACCAGAGGUAUUUCGAGCCAGAGUCCAAGAUCAUGUUUGUGGUGAAUGCAGUGUACGCCAUGGCCCAUGCCCUCCACAACAUGCAGCGGAGCCUGUGCUUGAACACCACCAAGCUGUGCGACAGCAUGAAGGCCCUGGAUGGGCGCAGACUCUACAGGGAUUACAUUCUUAAUGUCAGCUUCACAGCCCCUUUCUCCCCUCCAGGAAGUGAGACGGUAGUGAAGUUUGAUUCCCAGGGGGACGGCAUGGGCAGAUACAAUAUCUUCAGCUACCAGCGUUCUGGCGAACGUUACGGUUACGUGCCAGUAGGUGAGUGGGCAGAGAGUCUGAGUCUGAACAACGAUCUGAUUCGUUGGCCCAAAGAGGUGCUCCCAACGUCACAGUGCAGCGACCCCUGUGAGCGAAACGAAAUGAAGAAAAUGCAGGCAGGUGAGUACUGCUGCUGGAUCUGUACGGCGUGUGAGCCUCACGAAUACCUGGCUGAUGAGUUCACCUGCUCACCUUGCGCUCCUGGCCAGUGGCCAACUGAUGACCUCACAUCCUGUUACGAUCUUCCUGAGGACUACAUUAUGUGGGAAGAUGCUUGGGCCAUUGGUCCUAUUACCAUUGCAUGUGUUGGCUUUGUGUGCACUGGCUUGGUGGUUUGGGUGUUCGUCAGACAUAACAACACGCCAUUGGUGAAAGCAUCAGGCAGAGAGCUCUGCUACAUUCUCCUCUCCGGAGUCUUUAUGUGCUACGCCAUGACUUUCCUCUUUUUGGCCAAACCUUCUCCGGCCAUAUGUGCCCUGCGGCGCCUCGGCCUGGGCACGUCAUUUGCUGUGUGCUAUGCUGCCCUGCUGACCAAAACCAACAGAAUCGCCAGAAUUUUCAAUGGCGUGAAAGACGGCGCGGGCACAGUGAGGCCGCGCUUCAUUAGCCCAUCCUCUCAAGUAUUUAUCUGCCUGAGUAUGAUUUCUGUCCAGCUUGUCAUGGUCUCAGUGUGGCUGCUGCUGGAGGUUCCUGGGACUCGGCGCUUUACGUUACCGGAACGACGACAGACUGUCAUCCUCAAGUGUAAUGUGCGAGACUCCAGCAUGCUGCUGUCGCUGGGAUACGAUGUGCUCCUGGUCAUCUUGUGUACUGUGUAUGCCUUCAAGACCAGGAAGUGCCCUGAGAACUUCAAUGAGGCCAAGUUUAUUGGAUUCACCAUGUAUACGACAUGUAUAAUUUGGCUGGCCUUUCUUCCCAUCUUCUAUGUCACAUCCAGUGACUACAGGGUUCAAACCACGACCAUGUGUAUCUCUGUCAGUCUAAGUGGCUUUGUAGUCCUGGGUUGUAUGUUUGCGCCCAAGGUCAACAUCAUCAUGUUUCAGCCCCAGAAGAAUGUGACCAGCCACCAUCUUAACCUCAACCGCUUCAGUGUCAGCGGGGCUGCCACUACGUACGCAUCCCAUGCUUCUGUCAGCGCCCACUUCGUCCCAACAGUGUGCAAUGGGAGAGAAAUAGUUGACUCGACCACUUCCUCUCUGUGACAGCAUCCAGUCCGCUCUCUAAACCCGCCCCUGCGACUGUUAGCCAAAUAACGAACAUUUUUCACCCCGGCUCUGUUUUACCCCCCUUUUUCACACAAACACUCUUUUACACACGCACAAACAAACAAACACAACCACACAUACUGAAUACAAGCAAACGCCUUCCUUGUGGACUAGAACUGUAUUGUUUCACAAAUGUAGAAAGUGUGUAACUAUAAUUAAAUUAUUUUCUAGGGAUGUAUAUACAUGGAAUCAACAUUGUUGUACGUAGAGAAACAAAAGAACAAAAAAAAACUGUUUUUAGGAGGAAUUUUUUGGAACCUUUGUUUUUGAUAGCUUUGUUUCAAUGUAAAUAGACAUGAGCUUAAACAUGGUAGGGGGACUGAGUCCUUCCAUCUGGAUGCACAUUUGUGGCUCUGCUUGCCUCACUGCAAUACCCACAGACUUUUGAUUCUCAUGCUUUUUUGUAGUACACCAUUGUAAUAACUACCUGUGUAUGCAUUUCUAAUGUGGAUCUGUACAUUUGUAUAUUAUACUACUGACGGUUCAAACAGCACAAUGUUAAAGGUCUUGUGACACUAGAAUGAAUGUGGAAAAACAAAAAAAAAGUUAAAACUGGACAAACUAGAACAGCCAGAAAGGAAAUUGAAAGGGAAAGAAAGGAGAGAGAGAAAAAAAGAGAUUCAUUAAAUUUAGUGAUAUAUUUCUGUUAGAGAAUAUAUCAUUUUGCAUCU